CGUUCCCUGGAGGCAGCCGCCCCGACGCAGCUGCAGCCCGCGAGGACGCCCCGCGCCGAGCGCCCCCCGACGGACAGCACCGGCCCGCUGGCUCGCGGGCGAGCGUGUGGCCGCGCCCGGCCGGCAGUGCAGGGGUUAAGCCGCCCAAGUAAACGUAGCGCGGCGAUCGGAGCCGGAGAUUCGCGAGCCGGGCGCCCUGCGCGGCAGCCUGCCGGCCCUCCGCCCGCCGGACCCGACCCGCGGCGCGACCGCGGCGCCGCGCCCACACCAGCCCCGCGGCAGGAAACAAUGAAGGGAGACGCCAGACACCUUAACGAAGAGGAGGGUACCAGCGGGGGAGAUGACUCUAUUGUCAUCAUCAAUGGGGCCUGCAGUGACCAGUCUUCCGACUCCAAGGACACCCCCUCGCCCCCAAUCCUGGAGGCCAUCCGCACACCGGAGAUCAGAGGUCGCAGAUCAAGCGCUCGCCUGUCCAAGAGGGAGGUCUCGAGUCUGCUCAGUUACACUCAGGAUCUGACUGGUGAUGGAGACGGGGACGGUGAAGGGGAAGAUGGAGAUGGCCCUGACACCCCAGUGAUGCCGAAACUCUUCCGUGAAACCAGUAGGACUUCACUGGAAAGCCCAGCAGUUCGAACUCGAAAUAACAGCAGUGCUUCCAACCGGGAGAGGUACAGGCCCUCCCCACGGUCCACCCGAGCCCGGCAGGGCCGCAGUCACGUGGAAGAGACCCCCGUGGAGUUCCCGGCUACCAGGUCGCUGAGGCGGCGGGCAUCUGCAGGCACGCCAUGGUCAUCCCCUGCCAGUCCUUACCUCACCAUUGACCUCACAGAUGACGAUGUAACCCCGCAGAACAGCAGUACCCCUUAUACCAGCCUCGCCCAGGAAAGCCAGCAGGACAGCCUGGAGUCCUCACAAGUGGAUGCCGAGGGCAGAGACACCGAUGACCUGGAGUAUCAGGAUGGGAAAGAAUUUGGCAUAGGGGACCUUGUGUGGGGAAAGAUCAAGGGCUUCUCUUGGUGGCCUGCCAUGGUGGUGUCAUGGAAGGCUACCUCCAAACGCCAGGCCAUGGCUGGCAUGCGAUGGGUGCAGUGGUUUGGCGAUGGCAAGUUCUCUGAGGUCUCUGCAGACAAACUGGUGGCUCUGGGGCUAUUCAGCCAGCACUUUAACCUGGCGACCUAUAACAAACUGGUUUCUUACAGGAAGGCCAUGUACCAUGCCCUAGAGAAAGCCACGGUGCGAGCUGGCAAGAACUUCCCCAGUAGUCCUGGAGACUCACUGGAGGACCAGCUGAGGCCCAUGUUGGAGUGGGCCCACGGGGGCUUCAAGCCGACUGGCGUCGAGGGCCUCAAACCCAACAACAAGCAACCAGUGGUUAAUAAGUCGAAGGUGCGUCAUGCAGGCAGUAGGAAAUUAGGAUCAAGAAAACACGAGAACAAGGGUCGAAGACGCACAGCGGAGGACUCUGCCACUUCUGACUACUGCCCCCCAGCCAAACGCCUCAAGACCAAUUGCUAUAACAAUGGCAAAGACCGGGGAGAGGAAGAUCAGAGCCGAGAACAAAUGGCUUCUGAUGUCCUCAACAGCAAAAGCAAUCUGGAAGACAGCUGCUUGUCCUGUGGUAGAAAAAACCCUGUGUCGUUCCACCCACUCUUUGAGGGCGGGCUCUGCCAGACAUGCCGGGAUCGCUUUCUGGAGCUGUUCUACAUGUACGACGAUGAUGGCUAUCAGUCCUACUGCACGGUGUGCUGUGAGGGCCGAGAGCUGCUUCUCUGCAGCAACACUAGCUGUUGCCGGUGCUUCUGUGUGGAGUGUUUAGAGGUGCUGGUAGGCACAGGUACAGCAGCAGAAGCCAAGCUGCAGGAGCCGUGGAGCUGCUACAUGUGUCUCCCUCAGCGCUGCCAUGGGGUCUUGCGGCGCAGGAAGGAUUGGAACGUGUGCCUGCAAUCCUUCUUCACCAACGAUUCAGACCUUGAUUAUGAGGCCCCGAAGUUGUACCCAGCAAUUCCUGCCUCCCGAAGGCGGCCCAUUCGAGUCCUGUCACUGUUUGAUGGAAUUGCGACAGGGUACUUAGUGCUCAAAGAAUUGGGUAUUAAAGUGGAGAAGUAUGUUGCCUCAGAAAUAUGUGAAGAGUCCAUCGCCGUUGGAACAGUGAAGCACGAGGGGAAUAUCAAAUAUGUGAAUGACGUCAGGAACAUCACAAAGAAAAACAUUGAAGAGUGGGGCCCAUUUGAUUUGGUGAUUGGUGGUAGCCCAUGCAAUGACCUGUCUAAUGUGAACCCAGCCAGGAAAGGUCUGUACGAGGGCACCGGCCGACUCUUUUUUGAGUUCUACCACCUGCUGAAUUACUCACGCCCCAAGGAGGGGGAUGACCGUCCAUUCUUCUGGAUGUUUGAGAAUGUUGUUGCCAUGAAGGUUGGUGACAAGAGGGACAUCUCACGAUUCCUUGAGUGUAAUCCAGUGAUGAUCGAUGCCAUCAAGGUCUCUGCUGCUCACAGGGCCCGAUACUUCUGGGGAAAUUUACCUGGGAUGAACAGGAAAGAUGUCUGGCUUGCACUCAAUUUUUGGCCUAGGCUGGCCUCGAACUUGUAGUGAUCCUCCUGCCUCACGCUGCUAAGUCCUGAAAUUACAGGCACUGCUCUACUGCUGCCACUUCAGUGAUAUAAAUACUAAGGUCAGUGGAUCUUUUGGCUAUGACCUGCUAAUGGCAGAAAGGAAGAAAGACAAUAAUUUUUUUUUGUCUUUCUCAUUUUUAUUGGUACCGGGGAUUGAACUCACGACCGCCUGCUUAUGCCGCUGAGCUAAAUCCCCAUCCCCAGAAAGACAAUAAUUGAUUGCACUUGCAUGGAUGGGGAGUGGGCAUUGGAAAGGUUCAUGGUGAGGUUGUUCCAUUUCAGAGCUCUAAAUGAAGAAAUACAGCCAGUCAAUUAUCAGAGUAUUCUAGACACAAGAAAAGGGACUAGAAUGUCUUGUCUGGGGGGUGAUAUUUCUAGGCCAGCUGGAGAACAGUCUUUAUCAAGCAAAACGUAGUGGGAAAGGAGUGCAGAAAACAAACAUGGCAGCACUUGAAUUUAUAUAGACAUGGGGAGUAUAGGAGCUUUAAACAGCUGAGAUGAAUUGCACUUUAGGUUUGUGUUAGUUUCUGGGUAAAGAAGAAUUUAUCACAAUUGCUUAGGUGGUUAUGCUCCCUAAAGGAGGAGGACUGAUGUGCCUCCGAAGUCCUCAUCCAUUGAGGGGAGGACACAAGUGUGAGUGGUGGGACUGGAGUUUGUAGCAAGACAGUCCCAUGGAGUUCCUAUGAAAUAUAACUUGUAUUUCUCAUUUAAUGGAUGUUGUAGCAAAAAAAAAUGCACUGUGGCAGUAGAACCUUUUCGAAUUAUGGAAUAGGCACAUUGAGUUGAAACCAGAUAAUCUGGCUUUAUGUUUGAUUUGUGCUGGGAUUUGAUCCAGGUUCUUGGGAGAACAACUCCCUAAUCACAUUUUUAUUUAUUUAUGUAUUUAUUUUUAAAUUUAACUUUGCUUAUUUUUUGUACCAGGAAUUCUCAGGACCUUGAGCUUUUCUGACAUGUGUUAUGCCACUGAGCUAUAUUCCCGGCCAUUAUGUUUUAUUUUGACCCGCUGGCUUGCUAAGUACUAGCUGAUCAGCAAGCUAGGUUUAGACUUGAAUUCCUUCUGCUGCAGGCUCCUAGAGCCCUGGCUCUACAGGUGUGUACCACCACACCUGGCUACUUUUUUUUAAUUCCCCCAAACUGCACAAGGCUGGCCUGAGCUAUGUCCUUUUUUCCCUGAUCUCUAAAUUUUAGUUCCUGCAGGAGAGUUUGGCUAUUGGAAACCUGGGCAAGGGAAGGGAAGGAAGUCUCUGGAGUCUAGUGAGAGGAUUGAUUUCUUAACUCCUUGUGGGAAUCCUUGCCAUGUUUGAGGUGAAGUCCUUUUGAACUUCCAAAGUGGUUACUGUGGUGCUUAUCAACACCAUGCAGACUUGGCUCUAACUGCUCAACACCUUUUGGUUCUAGCCCUUGUCCUUUUUACCUAUCUUCUCCUCUCUGCAUUUGCAAAACAGGUUUCUAAAGUGGAAGUUGUAAAAGAAAAAAAAAACAAAAACAAACAAAAAAACAAUUGUCUACUUUGAAACAGUGUAUUGCUGUGCAUUUCAGGCUGAUAUUGAAAUCACCAUGUAGUUGAAGCCAGCCUUGAACUAAUGGUGAUCUUCCUGCCACAACCUUAAGUGCUGGGUUGAGAGGCAUGCACCACCAUGCCUGGAUUAAAAUUUAAAACAAUUUUUGCACUCACAAUUGUGUGAUUCCAAGGCAGACGCUUAUUUAGCUGAGCUAAAUUCCAAGCUCCCUUAAAACGAUUUUUGCAACAGGAUAUUGUUAUGCAUCCCUGACUGACCUCAAACUCAUUCCAGUUCUCUUGUUUCAGAAUCUUGAGUGCUGGGAUUACUGUCAUGUACUACAAUGCCUGGUUAGAAAGAAAGUUAAAAGUGUAAUUAGUAUUUCUGUGAAUCAUUUUAUUGCCUUCCCCUGGAGGUUAACACCCAUUGACAGUCCUCCUGAGCCUGCUUCCCUAGCACUGAGCCAUCAAAUCACAGGGAGUAGGACAUGUUAGCAGUAUCAAGUAGACCCCAAA
This is a messenger RNA of Cavia porcellus (domestic guinea pig), 4626 nucleotides long. RefSeq names its product DNA methyltransferase 3 beta (gene Dnmt3b). NCBI's taxonomy places the organism in Eukaryota, Metazoa, Chordata, Mammalia, Rodentia, Caviidae. The record is from RefSeq and is a predicted model, not a curated record. The transcript is spliced from 22 exons. Gene Ontology annotation, cellular component: nucleus. Gene Ontology annotation, molecular function: DNA binding; DNA (cytosine-5-)-methyltransferase activity, acting on CpG substrates. Gene Ontology annotation, biological process: negative regulation of transcription by RNA polymerase II. The coding region runs from base 289 to 2589 and encodes 766 amino acids.